This is a messenger RNA of Panicum hallii, 570 nucleotides long. Its product is annotated as putative receptor like protein 25. The transcript has a single exon. The record is from RefSeq and is a predicted model, not a curated record. Gene Ontology annotation, molecular function: protein binding. NCBI's taxonomy places the organism in Eukaryota, Viridiplantae, Streptophyta, Magnoliopsida, Poales, Poaceae. Bases 1 to 570 code for a protein of 189 amino acids.
AUGUUCCUUGAUCUCUCCAACAACAAAUUUGAAGGUGUCAUCCCUGACGAGAUCAGUGACUUAAAGUCUCUCAAGGGGCUCGACCUAUCCAAUAACUCCUUCAUCGGCGGGAUCCCUCCCCGGGUCGUGAACAUGGUGCAGCUGGAGUCACUUGAUCUCUCCUUCAACCAGCUUUCCGGAGAGAUCCCUCCUUCCAUGGCACUCAUGUCAUUCCUUGAGGUGCUUGACCUCUCCUACAACCACCUGUCAGGGAUGAUACCACAGUCCAGCCAGUUCUUAACGUUCCCGGUCACAUCAUUUGUAGGGAACGAUGGGUUGUGUGGGAAGCCGCUUCCACUACUGUGUGACGUGAGCCAGGCACCCUCAACUGCUGCUACACACGUCUGUUCUUCAUCUUCUAAAGAGUUCAACUGGGAAAUUUUGUCAGUUGAGGCAGGGUUCCUUUCAGGCUUGGCCAUCGUGGUUCUAACCACAUUGCUAUGGGGCAACGGGAGGAUGUGGGUGUACCAGCAAGUGGACAAGCUUCUGUUGGAUGCUCUGCAUCCAUGGAUCCGUGGCCAUCACCACUAA